This is a messenger RNA of Alosa alosa (allis shad), 1735 nucleotides long. RefSeq names its product transient receptor potential cation channel subfamily M member 1. The annotation marks the transcript as partial. NCBI's taxonomy places the organism in Eukaryota, Metazoa, Chordata, Actinopteri, Clupeiformes, Clupeidae. The transcript has 5 exons. The record is from RefSeq and is a predicted model, not a curated record. Gene Ontology annotation, molecular function: calcium channel activity. Gene Ontology annotation, biological process: calcium ion transport into cytosol; protein tetramerization.
AUAUGAACAGAUUUGUACUGGAGUCUGCACAAUCACAGAAAUGCACAGACAAACAACUAAUUGUUUUCUGUUGUGUCUUUCUGUUUUACAAUGGAUCCAUGAACUGAUAGUCUAUGCAAUGGAGAUAAAUCCACCUUGUGGAGAGAAUUUGUUUGAUGAAGAUGGUAAGAAACUUCCUCCCUGCAUUCCUGGAGCCUGGCUUACUCCUGCCAUCAUGGCUUGUUACCUGCUGGUGGCUAAUAUUCUAUUAGUCAACCUACUCAUUGCAGUAUUCAACAACACAUUCACACAGGUGAAAUCAAUCUCCAAUCAAGUGUGGAAGUUCCAGAGAUACCAACUUAUCAUGACAUUCCAUGACCGGCCAGUCCUGCCACCACCCCUGAUCAUAUUUAGUCAUAUGUUUAUUGUACUUAAACACAUCUGCUGCUGCGGCCACAAGAAAGAGGGGGAAUUGGACGAGCAUGACCAAGGACUAAAACUCAUCCUUAGCCCUGAAGAGUUGAAGAAUCUGUAUGAGUUUGAGGAGCAGUGUGUGGAGGAACACUUCAGAGAGAAAGAGGAUAAGGAGCAGUCCUCCAACAACGAGCGCAUCCGCAUCACAUCUGAGAGGGUAGAGAAUAUGUCUGUACGUUUGGAGGAGGUGAAUGAGCGAGAGCACUCCAUGAAAGCAUGCCUUCAAACAGUAGAUCUACGACUAGCUCAGCUGGAGGAGUUUGCUGGUCGUAUGAUGAAUGCUAUACAAAAGCUGGCAGGUUUGGAUCACAUUGACUUCCUUCAAACUCACUCUAGAAAGUCCUCUAUCUGCGAUCCUGCAUCAUUAUGGCGACAUGGCAGCAUUCACAGUUGUGAUGGCUACAGUGUGCAUCAGCACCAUCCAGAGGCAGAAGAUCAGAAAAGAACUGAAGAGAAAAUGGGAUCAGAAACAAAGAGUUUAGAAGAAUUUCUAGUGAAAGAGUUGGGGCAGACACUGGAUUUGGUUUCAGCUAAUGAAGAGGAGAGAAAGAACAAAAUGUCUUGCUCAGACAUCACACCAUGUGGGUUGCACUCCAGUCCAAAACUAGCCACAAAACCAAACUUGCCACACAAACCACUUGCCACACUUUUGCCUACACCACCCAAAGCACAACAGGAAAGUGAUAGUCCUGUUGUUGUGAAGCAAAAACUAGAAGCAGCCUUAUCAUACCCUCUUGAACACACCAGAGCUUUGCAGCACUUUUCUUUCCAACAACUGACAAGACCCAUCAUCGGACACAUCUGCAAUAGUGAGACAGAAUUACAAGCCUGGGGAAAUGAUGACAGAUAUGUUAAGAAAUGGUUUAGCCAGCCACUGGCCACAACUAACAAAUCCAUCUCUAGGCCUUCUGUGUUUGAAUGCAGAAAACUUCCAAGCAAUUUAACAUCUCAAGCCAAUGUGGUCAAUACAACUCAGAAUGUGACAGCACAUACAUUUCAUAUAAAGGGAGGUAAUGGAGAAAUAGAGAAGGCCUUUACAGACAAAGACAGACAAAAUAAAACUGAGAAGAAAAUAGAACUUGACAUGAAAGGUUUGGUUUUUUCAGAGAAGUCAACCUUUUAUCAACCUUUACGUUCUAAAAGCUUGAAUGCUAAUCUCUGGAAAAUGAGGAACUCUUGUGACAGUGUUGACCGGUCCUGCCGAUCAGCCAGUAGUGAGCAUAACCUCCCUGUAGCCUGUGAUGGAUGGCCCAAGCAGCAGUCUGACAGUCGAAAAAAGAAG